Pimephales promelas (fathead minnow) is the source of this 1437-nucleotide messenger RNA. RefSeq names its product interferon alpha-inducible protein 27-like protein 1. NCBI's taxonomy places the organism in Eukaryota, Metazoa, Chordata, Actinopteri, Cypriniformes, Leuciscidae. Gene Ontology annotation, biological process: release of cytochrome c from mitochondria; intrinsic apoptotic signaling pathway. Gene Ontology annotation, cellular component: mitochondrial membrane. The record is from RefSeq and is a predicted model, not a curated record.
AAAAAUAGACAGCCAGGGUAGAGGCUAAACAUUAUAUAAAAAUAUCAAAGGAUUCACAAAUCGAAAUAGUUUUAAUUGCUUUCUUAUUGUGGGAAUGAAAGAUAGUUUUGAUAUAUAAUUGCUGAAAGUGAGUAACUUUAACUUGUGGAUCGGUGGCGCUGACGUAAGACGUGAACUGUUUCGAAUGAUUCAGUCCGAUUUAGGACAGUUCGACCAUGGUUCACUAAAAAGAACCGGUUCAAAAGAACGGUUCGUUUACGCAUAGUGUCGUUUACGAACCAGCCAUCACUAAAGCCUCCAUUUUUUCUUGACACAAACUCCGACGUCUCGGUUCAAAUCAAAUGUCACAUCACUAACGGCAAGUAAUUACAUGGUUAUUGAAACAUUCUCAAAGAACGCUAAUCCGCCUGUAUCCGUGUUUGCAAGUAAUGUUGUUUGCUGGAGGAAAGCACGAGAGCUACGUUCAUGAAAGAGCCUAUUUAUUGAGCUUCAGUUAGCUUUAAAAUAGUAAUAAAAAAAUAUUCCUUCUGAAUAAAAAUCUAAAUUUCAAACCUGUGAUUUGUUAGUGUGGCUGCCUGCUGUUGUUGACAAGAGAGUUUUUCGCUUAACUCUUUACCCUACAAAUGAGUUUCGUUUCCUGAGAAGGACACACCGAGGAUUUAAACUCAACUUCUCACACGCAGUCCAGCAGUUCGAGCGUCCCAGCUGCGUUGACUUAAGAUGGAUCACAUUCACUGUAUACUGAUUGCAACUGGUGUAGGAGCAGCAGUUGGAGUUGGAGUCGUUGUAGCAGUUCCUAUUAUUAUAGCAUGUUUAGGUUUCACCGCACAUGGAAUUGCUAGAGGUUCAGUUGCCUCCUCUAUGAUGUCAUAUUCUGCCAUAUCGAAUGGAGGAGGGGUCAGAUCUGGAGGCUUGGUAGCUACUCUUCAAUCCAUAGGUACCGCUGGAAUCUGUAUUUUAGUUGUGGUUGUUAUAGGCGCCAUAGGAGGCACUGUGGCUGGAGCUGUAAUUGGGACACGUACAUGCAAAGCAGGAGACGCAGGGAAUGCAACUGCAAUCAUCCCGGUCACAGGCCAAGGCAUGGUGGGAGAUGCUGUGAGCGCCACAGUUGCUGGCUUAAUUUCCAACUACACUGUGUAACGGGAUCACUGUGGCCCUUAACAGUCUGAUAGAUUUCUAUUCUUGAAAUCAAACAUAUCAUUUAACUAAUGCAUAUAAACAUAAGCACUUACUGUGCUAGUAAUAAUACAAAUAAUCACUUUCUCUUCUGUAAUCUAUUUUAUACUUCAAAAUGUACAUUGUAUGAUUUUUAUUUGCUCUUAUGAUAAAUUACUUGUGAUGUGAUGUUUUUAUAAAUGGAUCUAAACAAGUAAAUUAUUAAAGAAAACUGUUUAAAUUAAACUAUAAUUAGAAUUAAAAACUAUUCUUAUAAAGCCA